AGCAGAAAGGAGGAGAGAGCGAGACAGAGCGAGCAAUCGAGAGAGAGCGAGAGAGGAAAAUCACGCUUUGUGUGACAGUGGACGCAUAUUGAAUGAAGAGGUAUCGGAUGCCCCUUAUUUGAGCGUUAACGGAUUUUGAGAGUAAAACAUCUAUUUUGCCUAACAGACGCGUUUUUUUUUAUCCGCCUCCGGAUUUAAGGAUCGGAUUCACGCGUCGAUGGCAUCAGUACCGGAGGGUGUACCUCUUGCCUCCACCAGGCACAACCGGUAACGGGAAGGGCUGCUGCUGCUGCCGUUUCUAGGGUUAUAUAUUUAUUUCUUCUCGUGCGAGCUGCAACGUUGAGGGAAACGUGACCAGAGUAAACCGGGACAUUUCGCCGAUCAUGGAGUAAUGCCCGAGUGAGCAGCGAAUGAGAGGUUCCCAAUGUUGAACAUGUCGACCCCCAGCGAGCUGAAGUCUCCGUGUGUCCCGAGGAACGGCAUGGUCAAGCUCCCCCCUCAGCCCAACGGUCUGGGCAGCGCCAGCAUCACCAAGGGCACGCCCGCCGCCAAGAACCGCCUGUGCCAGUCCUCCUCCGUGCCCGGCAUCCUACCCCCGCCUUCCCUACCCUACCACCUGGACCCCCUCAACCCCCUGGGUCCAGACCUGGACCACAGCCCCCUGACGGCCCUCAAACCCCCGCUGCGCCAGGUCCCCCUCACCUUCCCCAAACCUCACCUUCCCCUCACCCUGCCUCUGGCCCUUCUGCCGCCCCUGGAGCGCCAGCUGGUCCUGGAUGAGAAGCUGCUCAACAGGCUGCUGUGGUACUUCACCACGGCUGAGAAGUGUGUCCUGGCCCAGGUGUGUAGGACCUGGAGGAAAGUGCUGUACCAGUCUAAGUUCUGGGAGGGGGUCACGCCCAUCCUCCACGCCAAGGAGCUGUACGCCCUGCUCCCUGGCGGAGACAAGGAGUUUGUCAGCCUGCAGGCCUUCGCUCUCAGAGGGUUCCAGGCGUUCUGUCUGGUGGGAGUUUCAGACCUGGACAUCUGUGAGUUCAUUGAUAACUACCCCUUAUCCAAGAAGGGGGUGAAGUCGGUCAGUCUGAAGAGGUCCACCAUCACAGACGCAGGCCUGGAGGUGAUGCUGGAACAGAUGCAGGGUCUGAUGCACCUGGAGUUGGCCGGUUGUAAUGACUUCACGGAGGCCGGUCUGUGGUCCAGCCUGAACGCACGGCUCACCUCGCUCAGCGUCAGCGACUGUAUCAACGUAGCAGACGACGCCAUCGCUGCCAUCUCACAGCUACUGCCCAACCUGUCAGAGCUCAGCCUGCAGGCCUACCACGUAACCGACACAGCCAUGGCUUACUUCACAGCCAAACAGGGCUACACCACUCACACGCUGCGUCUCCACUCGUGUUGGGAGAUCACCAACCAUGGUGUGGUUAACAUGGUCCACAGCCUGCCCAACCUCACGGCUCUGAGCCUGUCAGGCUGCUCUAAAAUCACUGAUGACGGGGUGGAGCUGGUAGCAGAGAACCUGAGGAAGCUGCGGAGCCUGGACCUCUCCUGGUGCCCACGCAUCACUGACAUGGCCCUGGAGUACAUUGCCUGUGACCUCCACAAACUAGAGGAGCUGGUACUGGACAGAUGUGUGAGGAUUACAGAUACAGGUCUAGGUUACCUGUCCACCAUGUCUUCUUUGAGGAGUCUCUACCUGCGCUGGUGCUGUCAGGUGCAGGACUUUGGGCUACAGCACCUGUUUGGCAUGAGGAGUCUACGUCUUCUCUCUCUCGCAGGUUGUCCACUCCUAACCACUACAGGUCUAUCUGGUUUGAUCCAGAUCCAGGAUCUAGAGGAGUUGGAGUUGACCAACUGUCCUGGAGCCACAGCCGAACUCUUCAAGUACUACUCACAACACCUGACACGCUGCAUGGUCAUCGAGUAGCCCCCCGCCUCCAGAUCCCCAUCACACCCCCCUCUAACCUACCACCUUAUCCAACUACCAACUGACCUGCCUACCAAUCCCCGGCCCCAACUACCCCAACUACCGACCACUCCCUUACUUCAGCCCAACGAACGCAGAGGAGGAAUGAUGACGAUGUCGAUGGAGCCAGCCAGGAUCUCUGCUCCAGCCAGGAUCUCUACUCCAGCCAGGAUCUCUGCUCCAGCCAGGAUCUCUGCUCCAGCUUGGAUCUCUGCUCCAGCCAGGAUCUCUGCUUCAGCCAGGAUCUCUGCUUCAGCCAGGAUCUCUGCUUCAGCCAGGAUCUCUGCUCCAGCCAGGAUCUCUGCUCCAGCCAGGAUCUCUGCUCCAGCCAGGAUCUCUGCUCCAGCCAGGAUCUCUGCUCCAGCCAGGAUCUCUGCUCCAGCCAGGAUCUCUGCUCCAGCCAGGAUCUCUGCUCCAGCCAGGAUCUCUGCUCCAGCCAGGAUCUCUGCUCCAGCCA
Oncorhynchus tshawytscha (Chinook salmon) is the source of this 2420-nucleotide messenger RNA. It is a transcript of the gene fbxl16, whose product is annotated as F-box and leucine-rich repeat protein 16. Lineage: Eukaryota; Metazoa; Chordata; Actinopteri; Salmoniformes; Salmonidae. The coding region runs from base 425 to 1924 and encodes 499 amino acids. Gene Ontology annotation, biological process: SCF-dependent proteasomal ubiquitin-dependent protein catabolic process. The transcript has 7 exons. Gene Ontology annotation, molecular function: protein binding. Gene Ontology annotation, cellular component: SCF ubiquitin ligase complex. The record is from RefSeq and is a predicted model, not a curated record.